UUCCUAAAGGGCAACCCUGCUUGGCAUUUGCGGGAAUGUGGGGAGCGGAAAGACAUCACUGAUUUCUAGCAUUUUGGAGCAGAUGCACCUUCUUCAGGGCUCAGUCACAGCUGAUGGGACAUUUGCUUACGUUUCCCAACAAGCCUGGAUUUUCCAUGGAACUGUGCAAGAAAAUAUCCUGAUGGGACAACCUCUUGACCAGGCCAAGUAUGAUCGAGUUGUGGAUAUCUGCCAGCCUCAGAGCUGACCUGAAGUCCUGCCUUAUGGUGAUCAAACAGAGAUUGGAGAGCGAGGCCUGAAUCUGUCGGGGGGACAGAAGCAGAGGAUCAGUCUGGCCAGAGCCGUCUACUCCAAUAAGGACAUCUUCCUCCUUGAUGAUCCGCUCUCUGCUGUUGAUGCUCAUGUGGGGAAACACAUUUUUGAGGAAUGCAUUAAGAAGGAGCUCCAAGGAAAAUCCGUCAUCCUGGUAACACACCAGCUCCAGUAUUUGGAGUUCUGUGAUGGUAUCUUGGUUCUGGAGGAUGGUGAGAUCCUGGAGGCCGGAAAUCACGAGGACCUGAUGACAGCCAAAGGACGCUACGCUCAGCUCAUCAGUAACUACCAGUUAGAGCAGUCCAAUACUCAUAAAGAGGAGGAGGCAGUGUCACCCCAGGUUGCUGACCAGCUACAGGAUGAUGAGCUCAGACAGCGUGCAGACAGUGGAAUUGCGAACCCCGUAUUUGACAUGUCAGAUGAAAAGGAUGAUGAAGCGAAAGCUGACCAAACAUCUGUCAAAGCUAGCGAUCAGCUGGUCAGUCAGGAGCUGUCCACAGAUGGGGCUGUCUCCUGGAGGAUCUACCAGCAGUACUGCAAGGCAGCGGGAGGCUACAUUGUUACGUUCCUCACCAUCAUGAACAUCGUCCUGAUGAUUGGAUCCACAGCCUUCAGCAGCUGGUGGCUCAGCCACUGGCUGGGACAGGGCAAUGGGUCAUCCAGCAACACAACUUCAAAUCAGGGUGACAUCUCACAAAACCCUGACCUACACUUCUACCAAAUGAUUUAUGGCGUGAUGAUGAUUGUCACGGUGGUGCUUGCAGUCAUCAAAUGCUUCUUUUACACUAAUGUCACCUUGAAUGCUGCCUGCAAAUUCCAUGAUACAAUGUUCAAGAAGAUUAUUGCCAGUCCAAUGAGUUUCUUUGACACAACGCCAACAGGCCGCAUCCUGAACCGUUUCUCUAAAGACCAGGAAGAGCUGGACACUGUGCUUCCCCUCCACAUGGACCCUUUCUUGCAGUUUUGUCUGCUUGUCACAUUCACCAUUGUCAUCAUCGCGUCAGUCUUCCCUGCCAUGCUAGUAGCUGUGGUUGUUAUUGGACUUUUGUUUUCCCUCAUUCUCUUUGUAUUCCAGAAGAGCAUACGUCAGAUGAAGAAAAUGGAGAACAUCAGUCGCUCUCCCUGCAUUUCUCUCACCACCUCUACUUUGCAGGGCCUCAGCACCAUCCAUGCCUACAACAUAAGAGACAGCAACAUAAAAAUGUUCAAGUCUCUCAAUGACUUGAACUCCAACCACUACAUGCUGUUUCAAUCUGGCACUCGCUGGCUGUCUUUCUGGCUGGACUUCAUGGCUGCUACCAUGACCUUGAUGGUGGCUCUGUUUGUAGUGCUCAGCAGUAAUGAAUUUAUCAGUCCAUCUUUGAAAGGCUUGGCCAUGUCCUAUACGAUUCAGCUGACAGGCAUGCUUCAGUAUGUGGUGAGACAGGCAACGGAAGUGGAGGCAAGGUUCAACUCCGUAGAGCGACUUCAGGAAUACAUCACGGAUUGCAAAUCUGAGGCCCCAAGACACAUAAAGGAUGCUCAGAUCCCAGAGGACUGGCCCAAGAGUGGAGUCAUCACCUUCCAGGACUAUAAGAUGAGGUACAGGGAGAAUACACCCAUUGUACUGAACGGGCUGGAUUUCUUCAUCCGAGCUGGAGAGAAGCUGGGCAUUGUGGGAAGGACAGGCUCUGGGAAAUCCUCUUUAGGCGUGGCUCUAUUCAGAUUAGUGGAGCCAGCAGGAGGAACUAUCCUGAUAGAUGGAGUGGACAUUAUGGCCAUUGGCCUGCAGGAUCUACGCAGCAAAUUGUCCAUCAUCCCCCAGGACCCUGUGCUGUUUAUUGGUACCGUCAGGUACAACCUAGACCCUUUUAAUAACUACACUGAUGAGGACAUCUGGGCAGCACUGGAGAAGACCUACAUGAAGGACACAAUCUCCAGACUGGAGAGGAAGCUACAAGCAGAGGUGUUGGAGAAUGGGGAGAACUUCUCUGUAGGCGAAAGACAACUGAUGUGUAUGGCGAGAGCACUACUCCGUAACUCCAAGAUCAUUCUUUUGGAUGAGGCCACAGCCUCCAUCGAUGCAGAGACUGAUGCUCUGAUCCAAAACACUAUCAAAGACGCCUUCAGUGAUUGCACCAUGCUCACCAUCGCACAUCGCAUCAACACUGUGGUGCAAGCAGACCGUAUUUUGGUCAUGGAAAAAGGAGAGGCAUUAGAGUUAGACAGUCCAGAUGUGCUGAAGCAAAGACCAGACUCCAUGUUCUCCUCACUCCUUGCUGCUGCUAAUACUGUAAAUACAUGAACCACAGGAGAUCUGUGAUACCCAGGAGCUGCUACACAAUGAUUACCAUAACAUAUUGAUCGUUAUGCAUUUACACAGCCACACCUAAUCAGUAUUGUAAUGCUGCAACCUGGAUUGAUAACAUUUCAGUUUUUCACCUUUCAAGAUGUGUAAAUAGUGAUGUAUUUAUCUCUUCUCGCUGCUGACAAAAUGCUCAGACAUUAUUCUUUAACAGAUUUUUGCCCUAGUGGAUAUGAUUUGCUAUGAAUAUUUAAAACAUAUUAUUUAUUUUCUAUGUCAUUGUUUGCUGUAAAUUCUUCCUUUAUCUCUCCACUUUCCAUCCUCACAUGUUCUGCUCUCAAUCCAAGCCACGGAGCUACGCAAAGUACACAAUAAGUUAUACAUACAAGCUUUACACAUAAAGAUCCAAAAGAAUGAGCCACUUUUAAAAAGCAUGUUAAGAGAUUCAUGUUCAGUCCCGUCUCUUGUUGCAUAAAAAUCUCCUGUGGGAAUAAAGUGGAAAAUAACUUUU
Acanthochromis polyacanthus (spiny chromis) is the source of this 3107-nucleotide messenger RNA. RefSeq names its product ATP-binding cassette, sub-family C (CFTR/MRP), member 12. Lineage: Eukaryota; Metazoa; Chordata; Actinopteri; Pomacentridae. The record is from RefSeq and is a predicted model, not a curated record. Gene Ontology annotation, cellular component: membrane. The coding region runs from base 560 to 2596 and encodes 678 amino acids. The transcript has 20 exons. Gene Ontology annotation, biological process: transmembrane transport. Gene Ontology annotation, molecular function: ATP hydrolysis activity; ATP binding; ABC-type transporter activity.